UCCCAAAGGCAUAACCCAGAACUUGUACACGUCACUUCCGCUCACACCCUGUUGACCAGAGACACCACCACAAGAGGGAAAUGGAGUUCUGAUUCUGAUGGCCCUGGGUCCUGCUGACUUCUGCCACCGUGUAACAGGGGACAACGGUUAUACAAUUUGAUGAGCAAUUUCUCACAUAUCGUGCGUAUCUGUGAGCAGCCCUCAGCCUCUACCGGGCCAUCUGAACUGUGCUGGGUCCAGCCUGGGGGAAGUGACUUGAGAGUGUGUUGCAAUAAAAAGUCAUCAUUUCCUGAUUGAGGCUGGGAGGCAGGGACUGUGUGUAUGUAACAGCAGAGGAUCAAAAGCGGAACAAAGCUGUUACAGUGAAUCAAGGAGUCAGGAGACCAUUUGACUUACCACAAACAGCAAAAUUCAAGGAAGAUCCUGGGAAGAGGCUUCGGGGGCCACGAUGAUCCUGCCGUCCCUGGCCUUGUUCUGUGUUGAGAGGAAGGAAGGGAGAGUGGAGAGGGAGGGAAACAUUGAUUUGGAAGCAGACAUAGAUCAGCUGUCUCUUGCUUACCCCUAACCACCAAGGACCUGGCCGGCAAACCCAGGGCUGCAUGUUGGCCAGGGAGACAUGAGAGAUCAUGAGUCACUUCCCAGGCCCUCCAUCAGUGCCUGGCCCAGCUGGGUGGUUCCUGUCAACAGUAAGGUGACACUGCAAUGCUCAGCUCCUACCAAGGAGGUCAACUUUGUUCUAAAAAAAAAAGGAGGUAAUGUGAGGUCCUCACUAUCUCCUGAUUCCCCGGAGGGCCUUGUGGAAUUUCACUUCACUGACAUACCAUACAGUUAUGCUGGAGAGUACACCUGUGAAUAUUACAGAAGUAUAAGCCCCAGCAUAAGGUCACCAUCCAGUGAUGUCCUUCUACUAGUGGUGACAGGGAAUUUAGAUAAACCUUCCCUCCGAGCCCACCACAGGGGCAAUGUGACUGCAGGAGAAAACGUGACCCUGCAGUGUCAGAAGCCCAGAUAUAUUACUGAUUCACACGUGUUUGCUCUGCUGAAGAAAGGAACUCCAAUACCCAUACAGUUCCACAGUCAAAGAGGAAAGGAGACAGACUUCUCCCUUCAAAGUGUGACAGUCAGUGACACUGGGAACUACAGCUGUGUGUUCUACCAACCACAUGCUCCUUUCUGGGCCUCACAGCCCAGUGAUCACAUUGAGAUCUGGGUGACAGAUGAAACAGAGUCUGACAAGAGAGCAGAAACACUAGGGACCACUGAAAUCAUCCUCAUUGUCACCUUCACCUCACUCUUCCUCCUUGCAGCCUUCCUCCUCACGGCCUUUCUCAUCUACAAAUACACCUGCUGUGGGGCAGCUCGUAACAGGAAGAUGAAACGCUCCCACUCUUCUAAGAACCCUGAAGUUGUGACAGAUGCAUCUACAAGUAUGACGAGCUGCUCUCCUGCCCUGGAUGAAGGAUCUCAAGAGUCAACAGCUGAAGAACCUCAAGGAGUGAUGUAUGCUGAGCUGAAUGCCAGAGUCCUGAGUGAGGGCCCUUCCAACCAGAUGAAGCAACCUCUGGAAACCUGUGUGUAUUCAACCCUUAAGGCGUAGCCAGGAAGAGAUCUGGAUCCAGGAAGAACCUCCAACAAGGGGCUGGACAAUGGGGCAGAAGCCCCUUGGGGGAUGAGACAAAUGGAGAUGCCUUUCCUCAAAUCUCCAGUUUAGACUUCCUUCUUCUAAGGAAAUAAAAUUUAUGUAUUUUUGGAGGGGAAGUGAGGGAGGGAAACAUCGAUGUGAGAAACAUCAAUUGGUUGCCUAUCACAUGCGUCCCAAUUGCAGAUUGAACCUGCAACCCAGGGGUGUGCUCUAGCUGCUAGCUGAACCAGCGACCUUUUGCUUUGUGGAAUGAUACUCUACCAACUGAGUCACACCGACCAGGACUAUUUUUUUUUUAAGUGAGAGGUAUCAUUUAUACAGAGUAAUAUGCCAAGAAAUGCCUUGGGUUGGGGGGUGGGGAGCAGCGGCACUGUUCAUGCCAGGAAAACCAACCAUGUGAUUAGAGUGUUGGGAAUGUGAGCCUGGUGCUAUCAGCCCAACCUCUGUGAACGGAGGAAGGCUGGAGACAGACUCAGUCAUGUGGGAAAUAAUACAAUCAACCACACCUGUUGAAGACACUCCAUUAAAAAUGCUGGAUACUGAAGCUGGGUACACUUCCUGGUUGGUGACCCAUCCUCAUGUGCCUGGAGAGUAGACACAUCCUGAGGAUAUAGGAAGCUUCGCUUUUGGGACCCUCUCAGACUUCAUCAUGUGUGUCGUUAGCCGGUACUGAUUUGUUUCCUUCACAAUAAAAUUGUAACCCUAAGUACAGCA
Artibeus jamaicensis (Jamaican fruit-eating bat) is the source of this 2356-nucleotide messenger RNA. RefSeq names its product T-cell-interacting, activating receptor on myeloid cells protein 1. The coding region runs from base 617 to 1597 and encodes 326 amino acids. The record is from RefSeq and is a predicted model, not a curated record. The transcript has 11 exons. Lineage: Eukaryota; Metazoa; Chordata; Mammalia; Chiroptera; Phyllostomidae. Gene Ontology annotation, cellular component: plasma membrane.